AUGGCGGCAUGUCCGUCUAAAUUUAGCCAUGGACCGCCAUCACGUUGCCCUCCUCGUUCCAUCAGACCCAUUCCACGUUCCACUGUGCAGCGCAAUCUCAUGCCUUCGCCAGCUUCCUUUGCCGUCGCCACGAUAUUCGCCACCAUGGUCGCAGGCCACGGUAUCAUGUCUGUUCCCAAGGCCGAGUUCGAUCCCACCGUCAUGCGCACGACGUACGUGGCAACGAUCCAGGCCAACUUCCCCGGCAAGUUCAACGACUCGCCCGACAAAAACGUCGCGGCCUUCAACAAGGCCUUCCGCGACCAACAGGCCACGGGGUUCAAGACCCUCCGCGCCAUGCUCGAUCCACAGGGCCCCGACUGCGGCUACUCAAAGCUCGACGUCCCUGCCAAGCCCAUCCCGUCCGACGGCAAUGUCGUGUGGCAGAAUCCAGACAGCGGCGAAGGCUUUGUGCCGUCGCACACGGGCCCGUGUGAGAUUUGGCUCGACAACACACGCGUGUUUCAGAACGACGACUGCGCGACCAACUUUCCCGAGAAACCAGCGGCGCACCUGCCCGUGGACUUUGCAUCCUGCGUCGGGUCGUGCACGAUCCGAUUCUACUGGAUCGCCCUGCACCAAGACCUAUGGCAAGUCUACAAAAACUGCGCGCCGCUUGUGGGGCUCUCAGCCACUCCCACGAUUGUUCCCUCAGCACCCACCCCCACCACCAGUCCCCCAACGACGCGCAGCCCGGACGGCACCACCACGCCAAUUGCGACUAAGUACCCCGACUACAACGACCUCGACUGUGACCCGUGA
Messenger RNA from Aphanomyces astaci, 801 nucleotides. RefSeq lists its product as hypothetical. The coding region runs from base 1 to 801 and encodes 266 amino acids. The record is from RefSeq and is a predicted model, not a curated record. NCBI's taxonomy places the organism in Eukaryota, Oomycota, Saprolegniomycetes, Saprolegniales, Verrucalvaceae. The transcript has 3 exons.